Molecule: messenger RNA, 255 nt
Organism: Cotesia congregata
Lineage: Eukaryota; Metazoa; Arthropoda; Insecta; Hymenoptera; Braconidae
Source: the annotation of a GenBank genome assembly
AUGCUUCAGCAGUAUGACACACUGGCUGACCGUGAAAGGACUUUGAAGGAGCAAGAAGAGCUCGAUGAACAGGAGGUUCAAUCAAUUUUUGGCAAAAAAAAUAAUAUUAUUAAUGGAAAAGUACUGGAGGAAAUAAUUGUUGUUCUCCCUGACGAGCCACCUUUAAAGAAAACCAAAACUACUGAGUUUUCGGAUAACUCCAUAGCUAAGGAAAAAAAAUCAGGAUUUUCUUGGUCGUCUCCGGGAACGAGGUAA